Durotheca rogersii is the source of this 1530-nucleotide messenger RNA. Its product is annotated as FAD binding domain-containing protein. Bases 1 to 1530 code for a protein of 509 amino acids. Lineage: Eukaryota; Fungi; Ascomycota; Sordariomycetes; Xylariales; Xylariaceae. The record is from RefSeq and is a predicted model, not a curated record. Gene Ontology annotation, molecular function: FAD binding. The transcript has 3 exons.
AUGUUGAGAACUUGGAUUACUGUUGCCGCCACGCUGGGUGGGCUACCGGUCACAUCCGCUCGAAGGGCCCAGGGUAGGGCUAGCGGAGUUCCGGCUUGUGAUGCCUUGAGAGAUGUUGGACUCGGCGAUCGUCUCCUUUUCCCAGGAGACCCACGUUUCGAGCCCGAAAUCGAGACCUGGCCAGCUGAGAACGCCCGUCUGAGACCGUACUGUCUUGUCCUACCACACAACAAGGAGGAGGUCUCGACGGCAUUGAAGGCGCUGGUCAGCAUUAACGACGGCGCGGGCGAUUGGCACAUCGCGGUGCGCAGCGGCGGCCACAGCUACCCCGGAUCCAACGGCAUCGAGCGUGGCGUGACUAUCGACCUGAGCCAAAUGAACUCGUCGAGGUACGACCCUACCAGCAACCUCGCUAGCAUCGAACCUGGCGCUCGAUGGAGGGACGUGUACGCGAAUCUGGAUAGUAACGGCGUAGUCGUCACGGGUGGUCGCGAUGGCAGCGUUGGUGUCGGCGGUUUUCUCCUCGGCGGCGGCAUGUCGUACUUUACCGGCAAGAUGGGGUUCGGCUGCGAUUCGAUCGUGAACUACGAGGUCGUCCUGGCCGACGGCACCAUCGUCAACGCAAACCGAAAUACCAACGCGGACCUGUGGCGGGCCCUAAAGGGAGGCGGCAACAACUUCGGGAUCGUGACGCGGUUCGACAUCGAGGCUAUUCCCACGCGAGACCUGUUUUACGACGUACGCACCAUGAGCUACGAGCACACCGACGCCGUGGUCGAGACGGUGGUUGGGUUUGCCAAUCAGGAGCAGUCCCUCUCCGCCAACCACCUCGUGACCUACUACAGCUUCGAACCUCGGGACCGCCCCGACAUAAUCGUGAACACGAUUUAUGUCAACGUGGAGGGUGACGGCGAGAGUCCGACUCCGUUUGACAAAUUGAGAGCACUCCCAGCUCUGACGAAUUCGACCGUCCUACAAACCAUGGCAGAGGCCUCUGCUGGCGGUGGUGUCGGCACGGGUACUAGGAAUGCGGCGUCGACGUUGAGCUUCAAGAACGACCCCGAGCUCAUCCGUCGCGUCAUCGAGCUACACACGGAGUUUGUUGAGACGCUCAAGAAAUACCUGGCUCCCGAGAAGUUCCAGUCGGGGAUAUUCCUCCAGCCCAUACCCCCGUACCUGGCGGAGAUCGGUAAGCAGCGGGGAGGGAACAUGCUCGGGUUGGACAGGGUCUCGGAAGGCAUCAUCAUGUGGACGGGCGGCGUGGGGAUCGUCGACGGCACGGACCAGGACUUCGCUGUUGCGCAGGCGGAGCUGCACGCGCUGACGGCUCAGGUCAAGGAGCUCUCUCAGUCGCUGGGCGGGGAUAAGGAGUUUGUCUACCUCAACUACGCGUACGGAUUCCAGGACCCCGUCGGAAGCUACGGCGCCGAGAACAUCCAGCACAUACGCGACGUGGCGGCCAAGUACGACCCUACCGGCGUAUUUCAGAAGCGCAUCCCAGGAGGCUUUAAGAUCUCGCGGGUCAGGUGA